Molecule: messenger RNA, 7220 nt
Organism: Polistes dominula (European paper wasp)
Lineage: Eukaryota; Metazoa; Arthropoda; Insecta; Hymenoptera; Vespidae
Gene: l(3)72Ab
Product: U5 small nuclear ribonucleoprotein l(3)72Ab
Biological process (GO): resolution of meiotic recombination intermediates
Cellular component (GO): nucleus
Molecular function (GO): nucleic acid binding; DNA helicase activity; ATP binding
Source: RefSeq, a predicted model, not a curated record
UCAAGCAUCGUACUAUAGUUCAUGUGAUAUACAACAAACUUAUAAUAUAUAGAAUUAUACGAAAGAAAAUAUUGUGAGUGAGAUAAUAAAUUAUAUUGUGUUAGAAAAUAACCAUUUGGUAAUGCAGUUUAUAUUUUUGAUAGAUCAGUGAAUUAAUUUCUAAAGAUUUCUCUAUUGUGUAGAAUUUAUUAUAUUACAAUAUGGCGGACGCCGCCGCACGACAAUUGCAAUACGAAUAUAAAGCGAAUUCCAAUUUAGUUUUACAAGCUGACGUUCGGCUAAUAGAAAGACGUAGCAGAGAUGAAGCUACCGGUGAAGUUAUGUCCCUUGUUGGGAAGCUGGAUGGCACACGCAUGGGUGACAGAGCACAACGAACAAGACCGGGAAAAGCUGAAGAAAGGAAAGCAAAACGUCAGAAGCGAGAUGAAGCACAGUAUGAUUUUGCACGCAUGAGAGGUGCCACUUUACUUUCAGAAGGAGUAGAUGAAAUGGUUGGUAUCGUUUAUCGACCUAAAACUCAAGAAACACGUCAAACUUAUGAAGUAUUGCUCAGUUUUAUUCAAGAAGCUUUGGGCGAUCAACCACGCGAUAUUUUAUGUGGUGCUGCGGAUGAGGUUUUGGCAGUAUUGAAAAAUGACAGAUUGAAAGAAAGAGAAAAGAAGAAGGAAACAGAAUUGUUACUUGGUUCAUUGGCUGAAGAAAGAUUUGCAUUAUUGGUUAAUCUUGGUAAAAAGAUAACAGAUUUUGGUAAUGAUGAAAAAAGUACCACAAAUGAAGAAAACAUUGAUGAAACAUAUGGGAUUAAUGUACAAUUCGAAGAGAGCAGUGAAGAAGACGAUGAAGAUGUUUAUGGAGAGGUUAGGGAGAAUGAUGAUGAAGGUGAUGAAGGAGAAGAAGCUAAUGACGAUAGAGCCAUUCAUGCUGAGAAUUUAGGUGGAGCAGAAGAGAUGAAAAAGGAAAAACCAUUACAUCCUCUUGAUAUAGAUGCAUAUUGGUUACAAAGAAGAUUAAGUAGAAUAUAUGAUGAUGCUAUGGUUUCUCAAGCAAGAGCAGCAGAAGUAUUAACAGUUUUGAAGGAUGCUAGCGACGAUCGUGAUUGUGAAAAUCAACUAGUUUUACUUUUGGGUUAUGACUGUUUUGACUUUAUAAAACAGUUAAAGAAAUAUAGACACACAAUUGCCUACUGCACGAUGUUAGCAGCUUCACAAUCUGAAUCAGAAAGGCAAAAAAUACGUAAUAAGAUGAAUGACGAGCCAGUACUUGCAAAAAUCUUAAAACAAUUAGAUACAGGAAAAGGUGAUGACGAUGCGGAUGAAACAAUGGAAGCCAGAGCACAGCGUAAAAGAAGAGAAGAAAAUGAAGACACUGGAGGUCCUGGAGGUCAAGUUCAAGGAACCAGAAAUUUAAUAGACUUGGAAGAUUUAAUAUUUGCACAAGGAAGUCAUUUUAUGGCAAACAAGCGUUGUCAACUGCCUGAUGGAAGUUUUAGGAAACAAAGAAAAGGAUAUGAAGAAGUUCAUGUACCUGCUUUAAAACCCAAACCAUUUGGCGAUAAUGAGAAACUUUUGCCGAUCGAAGAUUUACCAAAAUACGUUCAACCUGCUUUUGAGGGUUUUAAGACAUUGAACAGAAUUCAAAGUCGUUUAUAUCAAAGUGCAUUGGAAAGUGACGAAAAUUUAUUAUUAUGUGCACCUACUGGUGCUGGUAAGACAAACGUUGCUCUACUUUGUAUGAUGCGUGAAAUUGGCAAACACAUUAAUGCAGACGGCACGAUAAAUGCGGACGAAUUUAAAAUAAUUUAUGUUGCACCAAUGCGUUCUCUCGUACAAGAAAUGGUUGGUAAUUUUGGAAAAAGAUUGUCAACUUACAAUUUAACUGUUUCGGAAUUGACCGGAGAUCAUCAACUGACUAGAGAACAAAUAGCUGCGACCCAAGUAAUUGUUUGUACACCAGAAAAGUGGGACAUCAUAACACGUAAAGGUGGUGAAAAGACAUUCACUUCAUUAGUAAGAUUAAUUAUAAUUGAUGAAAUUCAUUUGUUGCACGACGAAAGAGGUCCAGUUUUAGAAGCCUUGGUUGCAAGAACGAUCAGGAAUAUUGAAACCACUCAAGAAGAUGUUAGACUUGUAGGUUUAUCAGCUACAUUACCCAACUAUCAAGAUGUUGCCACAUUUUUACGUAUUAAAAUGGAAACUGGUCUUUUCUAUUUUGACAACAGUUUUAGGCCUGUUGCACUAGAACAACAAUAUAUUGGUGUGACAGAAAAAAAAGCAUUGAAACGAUUUCAAGUUAUGAAUGAAAUAGUUUAUGAAAAAACAAUGGAACAUGCUGGUAGGAAUCAAGUAUUAAUUUUCGUGCAUUCUCGUAAAGAGACUGGGAAAACUGCACGUGCAAUCAGGGACAUGUGUUUAGAAAAAGAUACCCUAGGUCAAUUUCUUCGAGAAGGUUCUGCAUCUAUGGAAGUAUUGAGAAGUGAAGCGGAACAAGUAAAGAAUCAAGAGCUUAAAGAUUUAUUGCCUUAUGGAUUUGCUAUCCAUCAUGCUGGUAUGACAAGGGUAGAUCGUACUUUAGUUGAAGAUCUUUUUGCUGAUAGGCACAUACAAGUCCUUGUUUCGACUGCUACUUUAGCUUGGGGUGUUAACUUACCAGCUCAUACAGUUAUAAUCAAAGGUACACAAGUAUAUAAUCCAGAAAAAGGCAGGUGGGUUGAAUUAGGUGCCUUAGAUGUUUUGCAAAUGUUAGGUCGAGCUGGUCGUCCACAAUAUGACACUAAAGGUGAAGGAAUUUUAAUUACCAACCAUAGCGAACUUCAAUAUUAUUUAUCUCUUCUGAACCAGCAAUUACCAAUAGAGUCGCAAUUGAUUAGCAAGCUACCAGAUAUGUUAAAUGCAGAAAUAGUUUUAGGUACCAUUCAAAACAUUAGAGAUGCCGUCACUUGGCUUGGUUAUACAUAUUUAUAUGUCAGAAUGCCACGUUGUCCUAAUCUUUAUGGAAUAGGUCAUGACAAAUUAAGAGAAGAUCCUUUGUUAGAAUUACAUAGAGCAGACUUGAUUCAUUCUGCUGCAGUUGCAUUAGACAGAAGUGGUUUAAUAAAGUACGAUCGUAAAUCUGGAAAUUUCCAAGCAACCGAGUUAGGUAGAAUAGCUUCACAUUAUUAUUGCACUCAUGAAACAAUGUCGACGUACAAUCAACUUCUCAAACGAACAUUAAGUGAGAUCGAAUUGUUCCGAGUAUUCUCCUUGUCCAGCGAAUUCAAAAAUAUUAAUGUCAGAGAGGAAGAGAAAUUAGAAUUACAAAAGUUGAUGGAACGAGUACCUAUACCAGUUAAAGAGAGUAUAGAAGAACCUAGUGCUAAAGUGAAUGUAUUGUUACAAGCAUACAUCUCACAAUUAAAAUUGGAAGGAUUUGCUCUGAUGUCCGAUAUGAUGUUAGUUACGCAAUCGGCAACACGAUUAAUGAGAGCUAUAUUUGAAAUUGUCUUGUUCCGCGGAUGGGCUCAAUUAGCAGAUAAAUGUUUAUCCUUGUGUAAAAUGAUAGACCGUAGAAUGUGGCAAUCCAUGUCGCUUUUAAGACAAUUCCGAAAGAUGCCGGAGGAAAUAGUGAAAAAAAUAGAGAAGAAAAACAUGCCAUGGGAAAGAUUGUACGAUCUUGGACCUAACGAAAUCGGUGAAAUGAUACGAUCACCUAAAUUAGGAAAAACUAUUUAUAAAUAUGUCCAUCAGUUUCCAAAAUUGGAAUUAUCGACGCAUAUCCAACCGAUCACGCGUUCCACGUUGCGUGUCGAAUUAACAAUUACGCCUGAUUUUCAAUGGGACGAGAAAGUGCACGGUGCUUCUGAAGCAUUUUGGAUUCUAGUGGAAGACGUAGAUUCCGAGGUCAUACUUCAUCACGAGUAUUUCCUUUUAAAAGCGAAAUACGCGACAGACGAGCAUUUGAUCAAAUUCUUUGUACCAGUUUUUGAACCAUUACCACCGCAAUAUUUCUUACGUGUUGUAUCGGACAGAUGGAUUGGAGUUGAGACUCAGUUACCCGUCAGUUUUAGACAUCUUAUAUUACCAGAAAAGAAUCUACCACCAACAGAAUUAUUAGAUCUUCAACCUUUACCAAUAACCGCUUUGAGGAACGCUAAAUUUGAAAAUUUAUAUGCUAAUAAAUUUCCUCAAUUUAAUCCAAUCCAAACACAAGUAUUCAACGCGGUAUACAAUUCUGAUGAUAACGUCUUUGUUGGGGCACCAACUGGAUCUGGAAAGACUACUAUUGCUGAGUUUGCAGUACUUCGUUUGUUGACGCAAAAUCCAGAAGGUAGAUGCGUCUACAUGGUCAGCAAGGAAGCAUUGGCUGAGCUAGUUUAUGCCGAUUGGCUGGUAAAGUUUGGUCAACAAUUGGGUAGGAAAGUAGUUUUAUUAACUGGAGAAACUGGAACAGAUCUUAAAUUACUUGCUAAAGGACAAAUAGUCAUAACGACUGCUGACAAAUGGGAUGUGCUAUCUCGAAGAUGGAAGCAACGUAAGAAUGUACAGAAUAUCCAAUUAUUCAUUGUGGAUGAAUUGCAAUUAAUUGGUGGUGAAGAAGGUCCCGUAUUAGAAGUGGCUUGCUCCAGAGCGAGAUAUAUUUCUUCUCAGUUGGAUAAACCAACUAGGAUAGUAGCUUUGUCAGCGUCAUUGGCCGAUGCUAAGGAUGCAGCACAAUGGUUGGGUGCACCAGCUGCUGCAACUUUUAACUUUCAUCCUUCUGUUAGACCAGUACCAUUGGAAUUACACGUUCAAGGCAUUAACAUUACUCAUAAUGCAUCCAGACUGGCUGCUAUGGCUAAACCAGUGUAUAAUGCGAUACUUAGGCAUGCUUCUCACAAACCUGUUAUUGUCUUUGUGCCGACUCGUCGACAAGCCAGAUUAACAGCUAUCGAUUUAUUAACAUUUACAGCAGCAGAAGGUGCACCAUCAAGAUUUUUCCAUGCUGAAGAAGCUGACAUCAAACCUUUCUUAGAUAGAAUGACAGAUAAAACAUUGAAAGAGACCUUGUCUCAAGGUAUAGCUUAUUUGCAUGAAGGACUUUCUGCAGAUGAUCGGCGUUUAGUUGAACAAUUGUUUGACAGUGAUGCCAUUCAAGUAGCAGUGGCAACCAGAGACUUGUGUUGGAGUUUAUCCAUCAGUUCACAUCUGGUAGUAGUAAUGGACACUCAAUGUUACAAUGGUAAAACUCAUGCGUACGAGGAUUACCCAAUAACAGAUGUUUUACAAAUGGUAGCACGAGCUAAUCGACCAUUAGAAGACGACGAUGCUAAGUGCGUACUUCUUUGUCAAAGUUCUAAAAAGGAUUUCUUUAAAAAGUUCUUAAACGAGCCACUACCAGUAGAGAGUCAUUUGGAUCACAGAUUACACGAUCAUUUUAACGCUGAAAUUGUUACAAAAACGAUAGAAAACAAGCAGGAUGCAGUUGAUUAUCUUACAUGGACAUUCCUGUACAGAAGACUCACUCAAAAUCCAAAUUAUUAUGGAUUGCAAGGAAUCACGCAUAGACACUUGUCAGAUCAUCUAUCCGAAUUGGUUGAAACAACAUUGAAUGAUCUUGAACAAGCCAAAUGUGUAGCAGUCGAGGAUGAAAUGGACACCUUACCAUUGAAUCUUGGAAUGAUCGCUGCUUAUUAUUACAUCAAUUAUGCCACCAUUGAAUUGUUCAGUUUAUCUUUGAACAACAAAACGAAGAUUCGUGGUCUAUUGGAGAUUAUAUCGGCAGCUGCGGAAUACGAAACUGUUCCAGUAAGACAACGUGAAGAGAAUUUAUUGAGAAGUUUAGCUGCACGACUUCCUCAUGCGCCUCAAGCAACUAGAAUGGCUGAUCCUCAUGUAAAAGCUCAAUUACUUUUACAAGCUCAUCUCUCUAGAAUACAAUUAGGGCCGGAAUUACAAAAAGACACAGAAUUAGUUUUAAGCAAAGCAGUCAGAUUGAUACAAGCCUGUGUCGAUGUUCUUAGUUCUUCAGGUUGGUUGACACCUGCCGUUGCUGCUAUGGAAUUGGCACAGAUGGUAACGCAAGCUAUGUGGUCAAAAGAUUCAUAUCUCAAACAAUUGCCACACUUUACCUCAGAAACGAUCAAACGAUGCACAGAAAAGAAGGUUGAGACAGUCUUUGACGUUAUAGAACUUGAAUUUGAUGAUAGAAAUAGACUUUUACAAUUGACAGAUGCGCAAAUGGCGGACGUUGCUAAAUUUUGUAAUCGUUAUCCCAACAUUGAAAUGUCUUACGAGGUUCAGGACAAAGAUAAAUUGCACAGUGGUGGUACUGUAAAUGUUAUUGUACAGCUUGAAAGAGAAGAUGAAGUAACUGGUCCAGUAGUAGCACCAUUCUUCCCACAAAAACGUGAAGAAGGUUGGUGGGUUGUUAUUGGGGAUCCUAAAACGAAUUCUUUACUAUCUAUCAAGAGAUUAACUUUACAACAAAAGGCUAAAGUAAGGUUAGAUUUUGUUGCCCCGACACCAGGACAGCAUUCAUAUACUUUAUAUUUUAUGAGCGAUGCUUAUCUUGGGUGUGAUCAAGAGUACAAAUUUACAAUUAACGUUGGUGAAUACGAAUCAGAUGCAAGUUCUGGUUCUGAAUCAGAAUAAACAAAUAUUAUUGCUGAAUUUCUUCAUCGAUUGCUAUUGGAAGUCAAGGUAUCAUCACAUUUACGUGUCUUAUUAUAACUCUAAUUAUUUAUGUUGAGACUAAUCCAAUUCAAUCGAUAGGGCCAAUUAUAUCAGCACUUGAUUAUAAUAUCUUUCUAAUAUAGGUUAAAUAACAUUUUUUCUAUAUGUAUAAUAGAUUCUGCGAUUUUAUUAGGAUUCCAUCAUACCAUCCGGACAAAGGAUGUACUGCGAGACUCACAAAUGUAACAUUUGGAAGAAACGUUAAAUAUAUAUAAGAAGAAAAGCGUACGUUAUUCAAUCACACAUCCAUCAUUAUUAACAACCCCAGAAGUGUAUAUAGAUAUACGCACAUAUACAUAUUAUAUAUAUAUAUAUAUCUCUCUUCUCAUUAGUAUGAUGUGUGUAUGUCUCUCUCUCUCUCUCUUUCUCUUUCUCUCUCUCUCUCCCUCACUCUGUGUAUACGUGAAUGUUUAUUGUGUGUGUAUGGCACAUAAUACUGAUAAUUAUUUGCAUAUAAGCGAAGUCUAUUAAUCGGUCAGUUUUUAACGGUCAGAGAAAUUUGUAUAAAAGUAAAUUUCAAAGAUUACAGUUUUA